AUGGGUCAUGGUUCUCUUGAGUGGCGGAUGGGCCAUAUUCUUGCUGGGGUUUUGAUCUCUGAAAGUUGUUCUUCCAGAUGGUGGUUUGGUGAAGUCUGGUUCUGGUUUGCUGAGCAACAUGAGUUCAAAAAGCCAAAUGAUGACCGUGCUCUUCAUCUGAUGACCAAGUGUGCCCAGACAGUGAUGCAAGAACUGGAAGAUAUUGCUAUCGCUUAUGGACAAAGCGAUGAAUACAGUUUUGUUUUCAAAAAGAACAGUAGAUGGUUUAAAAGAAGAGCAAGUAAGUUCAUGACUCACGUGGUCUCCCAGUUUGCCUCAAGUUACGUUUUCUAUUGGAAGGAUUACUUUAAGGAUCAGCAACUUCUGUAUCCACCAGGUUUUGAUGGACGAGUUGUGUUGUAUCCCAGCAACCAAAACUUAAAGGACUACCUCAGUUGGAGACAAGCAGAUUGCCAUAUUAAUAACCUUUACAAUACAGUGUUUUGGAUGCUUGUACAACGAAGUGGUUUGACACCAGUACAAGCACAGGAUAGACUUCAGGGAACUUUGGCUGGAGACAAGAAUGAAAUUUUAUUUUCUGAAUUCAACAUCAACUACAACAAUGAGCCUUUGAUGUAUAGAAAAGGAACUGUCCUAAUAUGGCAGAAGGUUAAUGAAGUCAUAACAAAGAAAAUAAAACUGCCAAAGGACACAGAGGAAAAAGAAGUUGAAGUGACCCGGACUAGGACUAAAGUUGUUCCUCUACACUGUGACAUUAUAGGGGACCAGUUCUGGGAAGAAUAUCCUGAGAUUCUGGCUGAGGAGAGUUGAUUUCUGCAGCAGGUGUAACUGGCAAUUUACAUUUUGCUCUGCUAGGGUUGUUGCAAAGUGAGGAGUAUGGAUUGUGGCUGGCAGAGUUUAACUCCUAACCCUCUUCAGCAACUACAUUGUUUACAGCACUGUUGUUGCCUGAGAAACAGACACUGGUCUGUUGUCUGACACACAAAGAUAUGUCCAAUAUGGAAAAGGUAAAAUUAUAUUAUGUUUUGAAUGUUAAGAACUCGUUAUAAAUUAAAAGACUGUUCCUUGUAAAUGCAUAUGUGCAAAAAGAUUAUAGAAAUUUUAUGCAUUUCUAUAGUAUUCUUUAAGUUGCAGGACACUAUUGAACUGUCAAACUAUAUAAAAGACUAUGUAUUUGAACAGUUAAAAGCAGAGGAAAAAAUAAUUCUUUUGAUUAUUGUUUCAGUUAUGAGACAGACCAGAGUACUUCAAUUGGCAAUUGGUAAUAAAUUUCAAGGCCAAUGUGUUUAGUCAAGUUAGUGACAAAAUAUUCAACUACCUAAUGCCUCUGGCCCUUGCAAAAAGGAAAUGGAGUAGCCUGUCAGUUUCCUACAACUGAUUUUUAAAAGCUUUUGUCAACUGCACAGGAUUUUUAUACUUAUUUUAAGAUUUAAAAGAAAUAACAAUUUCUUCCCUGCUGUGUGUGUUACUUCAACUUACCUCAUUGUGGUGACUCUUACUGGUAAUUAGUGAAGGUUUCAAGUAGUUAAGCUAAUAGUAAAGAUAUUGUACAGACCUCAGUUCUGUCAGGACAUGGGUAAAACAUUGUGCUGUCAUUUUUCUGUGGCCUGGGAAACCAUCUAUCUCCUACUGUGCAGUAGGCUGAAAAGCAGCAACACAGGGGAACAUUCCUUGUGCUUGCGGAGAGGAUGCUAGCAAGAAUUUGGGUGGUUGUUCUUAGAGAUAUAAAUAUAGCAGUGAUGACGAUACCUGAUCGUUAAAGAGAGAGAAAAGUAUGAUGGGCAUGUGUGUGCCUGGUCUAUGCACAGUUUUGUUCUGAUUUUAAGUAUCAGUUGAAGACUCUUUGUCAAAAGAGUUAAAUCAUACAAUCUCUCAGAGCAGAAAUAUCUCUGUUAAUAUAAAAGGGCUGGUCCCCCUGUAAUUGGAAUUUUAGAGAGAAAAACUAUUUCAGUACAAAAUACCCAUAAUACCAUUAUAGUUGCAUUUUUCCAAGGGUAUUAUUACUGCUUUAACCAUACUGGUUUCAAAAAGAUGGUGCUAGAGCAGUCAUCUAGCUGAAGAGCCAUUGGUAACGGAAAGUUUAUACUCAGCAGUUGAGACUGACCAUAAACGUGGAAAGAGAUGAUCAAGUGUGACCGAAGGUUAGCAUUGAGUUGGUUUCAUUCAUUGAUACAGCAGCUUCCUUUCCACUUUCAUACUUUCCUUCCUGUGGGAAGGACCUCCACAUUUGAAACAAAGUGUUUUUUUUUUUCUUUUUCUUCUAAUUCUAAAUAAGAAUUAAUAAAUUACUUAGAAUUAGUAAAUAACUCAGAUCUAAUUCGAAAAACUGCACUAAAUGGGUACUGAUGUUAAAUACUACUUGGCAGUUUCUUCCUUUUUCUGAAAAUGAAUAAUGAGUCUAUGCAUUUAUAAAAGCACAGUGCUCCCCCUUCACUACUGUGUCUUAACACUGAGAAGUUAAGUACGCGCAAUAAGAGAAUGUGGCUGUAUAGUCCCCAGGAAGAGGAUGUGAGGGAUUGUGAGGUGAUGAUUCUGAAUGAAUCAUUAUACUACAGUCAUUUAGCAGUAAGAACUUCUGAUGCUACUCUGCAUGGGUUUUCUUUGUCCUAUAAGACGAAUGUACUUGACCUUGAUAUGCUAUGGUGCCUGACUUCAGACAUUGCAUACAGCGCAUUACAUAUAAAACAAAGUCUUCAUUCCAGAGGUGGCAAUAUCUGGAUUUUGCAAUCUGAGCAAAGAUGAAAAACAGUUUUUGGCAUAAAUGAUUCUGCUUCUGCUUGAUAAAUAUUAUUUAGGUUUUUUAAUCAUACAUAUAUUAUGACUACCUGAUACACAUAGAUAUAUAUCAUAGUAUGUAUGCAUUGUGUGUGUGUAUAUAUAUAUAUUUUAAAAAAUACGUCUAUAUUAAGUCUUACAUCCUUGGAACUUUUCCAUUUAACUCAUCCUCACUGCAGUAUGUAGUAAGUGAACGUGUCUAUUAACAUGUGGAUGCAGACUU
Messenger RNA from Struthio camelus australis, 2998 nucleotides. The record is from RefSeq and is a predicted model, not a curated record. Lineage: Eukaryota; Metazoa; Chordata; Aves; Struthioniformes; Struthionidae.